Messenger RNA from Plasmodium gallinaceum, 6786 nucleotides. RefSeq names its product guanidine nucleotide exchange factor, putative. The record is from RefSeq and is a predicted model, not a curated record. The coding region runs from base 1 to 6786 and encodes 2261 amino acids. The transcript has a single exon. Lineage: Eukaryota; Apicomplexa; Aconoidasida; Haemosporida; Plasmodiidae.
AUGAAAGAAGAAAAUGUAGAUUACAAUGAAAUGCAUAAAUAUAUUUUUAAUUUUUACCCUAAAAUUAGUUCAGGAUUAGAUCAUUAUGCAUGUAUUGGUUAUUAUAAGGGUAAAGUUAGUGUUUAUGGUUGGGGAAGUAAUGCUAGUAAUCAAUUAGGUUUAGGUAUAAAUUUAAGAUAUGCUAAUAACCCUUCUGUCAUUAAAUUUUUUGAAAAUUUUAUAGUCUGUUCUGUAUGUUGUACAAACUACUCUACAUUUGUUUUAGUAAAACAAAAUAUAACAGAUAACGGUUGUUCUAUAUACUCAUUUGGGAAAGGAAAUAAUGGUUUACUUGGAUAUAAAAAAAAGAGAAACCUUUUAAAUGAUAUGAAAUUUAUGAAAAACGAUAAAGAAAAGGAAAAAGAAAAACUACUGGACAAAAUAAAUAAUAAAAUAAAUAAAGAAGUUCUUAAUGCAUUCAAUAUAAAUAAAAGCUUUUCUUCGUUGAAAAGUGUUGACAGUUUGAUAGAUUUUGAUAUAGAUAAUAUUUCAAGUGUAAAAAGUAACAAAACCAAUAACGAAAUCAAUACAAAUGAAAGAAAUAAUAAAGAUAACAUCGAAGAAAUUAAUAAAAUAAAAAAUGAACAUUUUAAACACAAUGAAAACAACUUGAAUAAUGACAUACCAAAUAACAAUGAAAAUAUAUUGAAACAACAUAUGAAUAACGGAGAUUUAGAAGUGAAUGCUGUAGAUGAAGAUUUUAGUAUAAUGAAUAAAGAAGAUAAAGAUGAAAGUAAACAUUUGUAUACUGAAUAUGAAGAAAAAGAGGAUUGGUUUACUCCUUUUCCCAUUAAAAUUAAAUUUCCUGAAUAUACAAAAAUAAAAUUUAUUUCAUGUGGAGAUAUGCAUACUUUAUCUAUUUCAACAGAUGGUAUUUUAUAUGGAUGGGGUUUUAAUAAUUAUGGUUGUGUAGGUAAUGGAAAUAAUAUGAAUGUUUAUGAGCCUACACCCAUAUAUCUAGUAGACGAAUUAAAAUAUAAAAAUAAUAUGGAUCAUUAUGAAAAUUUUAAUAAAUAUAAGUUCAAUGUAAAUGAAACAAAAGAAAAAAACAAAAAAAAUUUUGUUAUUCAUUGCUCUGCUGGGAGUAAGCAUAGUUUGGCUUGUAAUCUGAAUGGAGAAAUUUACAGUUGGGGAUAUGGGGGAAAUGGAAGGUUAGGAUUAGGGAAUAUUAAAAGUUACAACAAGCCUCAAUUAAUUACUAAAUUAAAAAAUAAAACAAUUAUUUAUGUAUGUUCAGGGAACUCUCAUUCAGGAUGUAUAGACAUUGAUCAUAAUGUGUAUACAUGGGGAAAUGGAAAAUUUUAUAAAUUGGGACAUGGAGAUGAUAAUGAUAUAUUAAAUCCGAGAAAAGUGGAAUUUUUUAAUCACAAUAAGAAAAUAUUUAUGUUAAGUUUUGGAUGCUUUAAUUCUUUAGCUUUAAGUAUAAAAGGGGAUGUUUUUAUGUGUGGCACUUUUAAUAUAUCAAAAGAUUAUUCUUAUUAUAUUUGUAAAAUACCAAAACAAAUAAAUACGAAUUUUAAAUGUAUUUCUGUUCACGCUUCUACAUACGUAGCUUUUGGUGUAACAAUAGUGGGAGACUUAAUUACAUUUGGGAAUUAUUAUGAUCACAAUAAUACUUAUAUACAAGAAAAAAAAUUGGAUUCAGAUUCAGAUGUAAAUUUGAUGGAUUACUUAAUAGGAGACACAGAAAAUAAGAAUAAUAACGAUGAAAAAUCGUAUAAUAUAAAUUCAAAAAAAGAAAAUUUUCCCAUUAAAUAUAUUAAGGAAUUAAGAGGAAAAGUUUUCAUAAACGAUUUUUUAAAUGAUUUUUAUAAGUUAGAUAAGUUAUCUUAUUAUAUAAAUAAAACGAAGAAUGGAAACAUCUUUCCCAAUUGUGAUUACAUGAUAAUGAAUAGCAAAUUAAUAUUUGAAAAAAAUGAUCUUGUAAUAAAUUCAAGAGUAAAAUAUAUUGAUGGAAGUGAUUAUUUUAGUGUGUUUUUAUUAGAAAGUGGGAAAAUAUAUGUGUCAGGGUAUAAUAAAGGGGGAGAAUUAGGGAAUGGAGAAUUUAAUUUAAAUAAAAAAUUUUCAAUACCUAUAUUUAUAGAUAUAUCAAUUAAUAAGAUUACUAAGAUAGCAUGUGGAAAUAACUAUGUGUUAGCUUUGAGUGAAGUAGGAAAUGUGUAUGGAUGGGGAAAAAAUGAUAAGAGUCAACUAGGUAUAGGAGUAAUAAAAGAUUGUUAUGAGCCAAUUCAUAUAAAAUCUUUAAGUAAUGUUAUUAAUAUAUAUGCAGGAUAUGAUCACAGUUCUUGUAUUGUUAAUAAUAAUUUUUCCCAAAAUCAAGAAAUGGAAUUAGAACACGGAGAAUUAUAUGUGUGGGGGAAUGCUGAAAGUGGGAAAGUUGGUUUAGGUUUAGACUAUACUCAAGGUUCUAUUUUAUUACCACGAAAAGUUAAUUUACUAAGUCAAGUUUAUAAAUGUUCUUUAGGAACAAAUCAUAGUUUAUUUCUAACUGAUAAUAAUGAUUUAUAUGCAUGUGGGAGCGCAAAUAAUGGAAGAUUAGGAUUAAAAAAUAACUUCAAUUCUAUUGUUAGUUAUCCUAAAAAAAUAUCAUUAGAUGAAAAUAUAUUUAUUAAAGACAUAUUAGCUGGUAGUACAUUUAGCAUGAUUUUAUCUAUUGAUGGUUUUAUAUAUAUAUGGGGAGAAUUUAUAAAAAAUACAAUAUCCUAUGAUAAACCAACUUUAUAUCCUCAAAUUAGUAACGUGAAAAAGAUUAUAGGUAAAUAUCGUCAUGUGUUAUUUCUUACUUAUGAUAACAAAUUAUUUGGUUUAGGAGAUAAUUAUUAUUUUCAAAUUGUUCAUGAUUCAAGGAAAAUUAAACAUAUAGAUUUCCCAAAAUUAAUUCCUUAUUUUAUGAAGAGCAAUAUUAAUAAGGUUUUUUCUUUUAAAAAUGCAUCGUUUGUUCAAUUAGAAAAUAAUGAAAUAUAUGCUUGGGGAUAUUCACAAAAUUGUCAUUUGGGUAUAGGGUUAACUCAGUUAACCUACAUAAAGUACCCCCAAAAAAUUGUAAAAAGUUGGUUAACAUAUGAUGAAAAAGAGAUAGAAGAUGAUCAAUAUAAUGAUGCAAGUAAUGAUGAACAUAUGUAUAAUAAUUAUUGUAAAAAUAUAAACGAAAUAAACCUAAUAAAAAAAAAAUUUAAUAAAAAAGAAAAAUUCACAAACGAAUUUAUAUAUACUCCUUAUUAUGAAGAACAGAUUGAAAAAUUCAUUUAUGAAAUGCAAGUUAUUCCAAAUGUUAUUAACUGGGAAUUUAUCCAAAUGUUAUUGAAAAAAGAAGAAUACAGUAAUAGUUUAGAUUAUAUUAAAUCUUUUGAGGAUGAUUUAACAGAUUUAUAUAGUAAACACAUUGAAUUUAUUUUAAAUUUAAAUUCAUAUGAAAGGCAAUAUAAUGAUUUAUAUUUAAAUUAUCAGAAUUUUAUUUUAUCUAAUAUUUCAAAUAUGAAUGAACCAUUACCUGUUAUAAUGCAUACAAAAGCAACUCACAUUUUUGAUGCCAAUAUGAGUAAACUUCAAGAAUUAGUAUAUAUUUUGCAGCAGCAGCCAAUGUAUCUAAUAAUUCUGUGUUUAAUUCAUAAUCAUAAAAAUAUAAAAAAUCUUAAAAAAUUAUCCUAUCAACAAAAAUUAGUAAGACAAAAUGAAGGAUUUAUGGGAAAAUUAAAUGUUCAAAAUGCAAUGGAAAAUUCAUCUACUAAAUGUAUUGGAGAUAAAGAAAAUGAAGCAAACUACAUAUUAAAUAAAUCAAGCUUAAUUAAUCAUUCUUAUGAAUAUGAUAGAAGGACAGAAUUUAAAAAUAGUAAUUUAGAUAUUGUAAAACAGAAACAUUCUUUUUAUAAAAAAAGUACUUUAAUUAUAUGCUCAUUUAUUUUUGAUCUAUACUAUGAUUUGAAAAAUGAAAGAGUUCGUAAUAUUUUUACCAUAUUUCUAAUUAAACUUGGUAUAGAAGAAAUGAAAAGUUGUUUACAUGUUGAUUCUUUAUUUAAAGUAGAAUCAUCAAUUUUUUUUUUAUUAAUAAAGAUGCUAUUCAUGAAAAACGAAUUCUUAAUUAAUUUUUCUCAUUGUAUAUCAAAUUUAAAUAAUUCGAAUUCAUUUGUUGUUUUAUUAAACGAAAUGUCAAGAAAAAGACUUAAGAAGGAAUUGUGUAUGAAUAAUCCUAAUAUGUUUAGUUAUCCAUCUAAAAAUUGUCAAGAAGAUAUAAUUAAAAUGAGUAAUCAGAACCAUUUAAUUAAUACAUAUAAUAAUGCAAAUAUUUCAAUGAACCAUAUAAUUAAUAGUAAUAGUAAUUAUAAUAUGAAUAAUUCAACAAAUAACUUAAUAAAUAAUAAUGCUGAAAUUAAUAUGAAUGAAUUAAAUGAAACUACAAGUAAUGAAAAGACUUUUUUUUUCAAUGAUUUUAAUGAGGAGAAGGAUAAAGAAUUUACACAAUUUAUUAAAGGAAAAGGAAAGGAAGAAAAUAUAUCUGUUCAUAUUAAUCCAUAUAAGAAUCCUGUGGAAACAUAUAAUAAUUUACAAUUUCAACAAAAGGAGUCACCUAAAAUACAAGAUGAAAUGAAAAUAAGAAAUACAAAAAAUACAAGUGAUAAAGAUGUAUUUUUAGAGUUAGAUUUUGUAAAGGUAUUUAAGGAACUCUGCAAAAUUUUUAAAAAUAUAAAGUUUCCUGAUAUGUUUAAAAUUAUAAUGAAGUACUUAUUUAAACAUUUUGUUAUUUAUGAAAAAAACAUGAGUAAAGAAAAUUCGACUCAAAAUAAAAUAUAUUUUUUUAAUAAUGAAGAUAUUAUAUAUGUUCCUUUUUUUAAUUUGUUACUUAUGGCUAUUUUAAAUCCUUUAUUAAAAAAUAUAGAUAAAAUGAGAGAAAAAUUUUUUUACCCACCUAUUCCAUCACAUAUCAUAAGUAUUUGUAAUAGAAUUUGCGAUUUUAUAGAGGUUUUAUAUUUAAAUAAAUAUGAAUCAUUAAAUAGUUAUAAAUUAAAGAAAAAUUUCAUAUCUGUAAAAUAUAUUUAUGAACACACAUUUAAUUCUUUUAUAUAUAUUAUAAAUAAUAUAUGUAAUAUUGACGAAGAUAUAUAUGUAAAUACUUAUAUAAACUUAUUUCGAUAUCAUUUAAAUAAUAGCACAUAUUAUGUUCAGUUAAGAAUUUUUCAGUUAUGUCAUAUUUUUAAUUUAUUUUUCCGAUAUCAAAAUUAUUUAUUAUUGUCAUUUAACGAUCCUAUAAUAGAAAUUAUAAAUUUUUUUUACACAUAUAAACAUAAAGACACCUCAUGUAUGGAAAAUGUUUCAGAAUCCUUAUUUAACAAGAAGGACACCCGUGUAGAUGUAACAAAUAUGAAAGAGGAUAUAAAAAAAAAAAAUAAAGAUAAUAAUUUAAAUAAAAAUAAAAAAAAAAAAAGUUUUUUAUCUAAAUAUAUUCGUAAGGAUGAAAAAAAAGAUAACGCUAUAAAUAAUGAAGAGGUUAAAACAAAAUCAGAUGUUGGAAAGGAAGAAGAUAAUACAAUAUAUGCAUAUUCGAAUAAAAGAAAAGAAAAAAAUAUAAAAAAGUUAAUUUUUAAUGAAGAAGAAAUCCAAUUUUUCAUAACAUGUAAAUUAAUAUAUAAUAUAAAGUUAGAUAUAAGAUUUUUGUUAAAAGAAAAAAAUAUGAGUAUUUGUGAAUUCACAAGAAUUCCAAUGCCUCAAUAUAUAUGUUAUCGUAAAAGGCCUUACAUAAAAAAUAAUGAAUACUUAUUUUCAGUUAUUCACAAAUAUCAUUAUGAAAAAGAUAAAAUAUAUAUUAUUUCAGAAUGUUUAAAAAAUUGUCCACUUUUUGAGCAUUGUAUUGAUACCAAUAACUUAAUACUAAAAUUAAAAUCGUUGGAUGCUCAUUAUUUGUCUUUAAAGGAUCAAAAAGAGAUAAACCUUGUUCACUUAAUUAGGAAAACAAUUGAUAUUUUAUUAUCGGAUGAAAUGAUAUUUGUUGAUUUUUGUGAAAAUUUUCCUCCAAAUUUAUAUAUACAUAAAUUUAAAGAUGAAAAAUUACAUAAAUCUAAGUUUGAACAAUCAUAUUUAUAUAUUUUACAAAAUAAUUAUGAUAGAAGUUCAUUUUUUCAUAUGAAAUGGAGAAAUAUAGUUAUGCAAAUAGCUUUAAAUAUUUUAAAAAAAAAAAAACAUAUGAACUAUUUAAAAAAAUUGCAUGAAGAACAAGAAAAAAUAGAAGAUCUAAUAUUAAAUUAUCAAUUUAAAAUGAAAAAUGAUAUUGAAACUUUAAAGAAUGCAAUAAUUUUUGUCUCUAAAUUAUUAAUUGAAAAACCAAUAUUAAUUCAUGGUUCCUAUUUUGAAAAAGAUUUAUUUUUUAAUAUAUUAAAAAACAAGAAGGAUUUAAAAAAAGAACAUAAAAUUCCUUAUGAAUCGUCAACAGUUCAUAUAUACGAGAUAAAAAAACUAAUUAAAACAUCUGUUUUCAACUAUGUAAAUGAAUUGUUAAAUCCCGUAAUUGACUAUUUGACAGUAGAAAUUUUCUUUGACUUAAAUAAUAUUAUUAAAUUAAGUCUAGUUGUAACUAAAAAUAAAAGUAGAAAUGUAAUUAAUGAACACACAUUUACAAGUCAAGAUAUUUAUAAUAUUUAUAAUUCUUCUCCAUUCAUUUUAUAUUUUUUUUUUAAAUAUAAUAAAACUUAUUUGUGUUCUAUCAGUGGAUUUAAUUUUAUGCAUUUAUUACAUAAUUUAGUUAUUGAUAUUUAUUAA